CACGACUGUCCAGCAACAAAAUAUUUGGACUACCCUCAAAACCCAAACUAGAUCCUAUAUUUCCCCUAACACAGUCCAAGUGCAUCUAAUCACCUCAGCAUCAAGGGAGCGAGUCCCCUCUGGUGGUUACAAGCUACAUUCUCAUUGGAUCUCUGUGACAGUAAGGAAGCGGGGCAGCUGGUCACAUGGUUUUAUUGACUCCCACACCCCUACUGGGCAAGACUCCUCCUUGAAUUUAGGGCUUGGACUGUGGCUUGAGUUCUCCCUUUUCCUAUAUAAUCAGAAAUAGCAGGACUCCAAAGUGUGAGGGGUGAGGCAGGAACCGUGCCUGGAAUAACUUAAUUGCUUAAAAUCACAGCGAAGAAAGGAGAUAUGUUAAGUCCUGGGCUGCCAAUUGGAGACUAGCUAACCUUAAAUUCCAUCUCCACGCCUUCUUUCUUUCCUAUGCAAAUGCAGAGUCAGUCGCUAGAACGCCAGGACUUUCCUCACUCUCACGUUCUCUCACUUGCAGGUGAGUCUGAAUUUUGCGGGGUGGUCCCUCCGUUUUCAGCGGGUAUUCAAGUCUCCUGGCUGCCAACUUUCUAGGAGAUGCCUGAAUUUCAGAGGGACUGUCAGUGGAUUUGUGGAUCCAAGUCUUUUGGAACGGAGUAGUUUUCCCGCGUUGCGCUGCCUCGAGUAUAGACGUGGGCUCUCAGGGGGAGCGGAGCGCGCGGGUGGUGGACAAGAUGACUCCGGAUAAUCUGACCUCGCAGAGUCUGCUGUCCGCCCUGCACCCGCGCAAUGCCAGCCCACAGUUCGCGGGGCUGCAGUUUGUGCAAUCUUUCAAGCCUCUCAUCAUCCCUGGCUACUCACUAGUGGUGUCGGUCGGGGUCGUGGGCAACUACCUCCUCAUCUAUGUCAUCUGCCGGACCAGGCGCAUGCACAAUGUGACCAACUUUCUCGUGGGCAACCUAGCCUUCUCGGACAUCCUAAUGUGCGCCACCUGUGUGCCCCUGACUCUGGCUUACACCUUCGAGCCGCGGGGUUGGGUGUAUGGUCGCUUCUUGUGCUAUUUUGUGUUCCUCAUGCAACCUGUUACCGUGUCGGUGUCCGUGUUCACCCUCACGGUCAUCGCGGUGGACCGUUACCACGCCACUGCUCACCCUCUGCGCCGCCGCCGCCUCAGUGUCCCCGCCUGCGCUGGUGUCUUGGCAGCUAUCUGGCUGCUAAGCUGCGCCCUAGCUGCUCCCGCGCUCCUCCACACCUACCACGCAGACUUCCCCGAGCUGCACUUCGCCAUCUGCGAAGAGUUUUGGUUUCAUCGCGAGCGGGAUCGGCUAGCCUACGCCUAUAGCACCCUGCUGCUCACCUACGUGCUGCCCCUGGGAGUCAUCUCGGUGUCCUACCUGCGCAUCUCCAUGCGCCUCCGCAACCGCGUGCUCCCGGGCAACGCCACGUCGCAGCAACAGGCCGAGUGGGACCGCGCAAGGAGACGAAAGACCUUCCGCCUUCUGGUGCUGGUGGUGGCCGCCUUCGGGGCGUGCUGGCUCCCACUGCACAUCUUUAACCUGGUCAAGGACCUGGAUAUCAGCCUCAUCGACAAGCGCUACUUCAACCUACUGCAACUACUGUGUCACUGGCUCGCCAUGACCUCUGCCUGCACCAAUGCCUUUCUCUACGCCUGGCUCCACGACAGCUUCCGCUGUGAGCUCAAGAAGAUGUUCUGUUGGAAGCGCUGGUGGCGGCGGCGCCGGAGGACAACACGGGUCCAACCGGUGGACGGGCCUCCAGCGUGUCCACUCGCGACUGUGGUCCUGUGAGGCUGAGGGAGAGGUCGGGGCGCACGAAAAGUUGAUUUCUCCGAAGCAGCUCUUGUGGACAGGGUUAGAUUCAGCCAACCCAGCGGGGGUCUCUAGCAUAAGUACUGCAGUUCAUGCAAACGUCCCUCAACCUCAACCUUGUGCCCCUUCUCUUCUCUUAACGCCUAUUCAUCAACUGAAAUGGAGGUAAAAAAAAAAGAAAGAAAGAAAGCUAACUCAUUUUGAGAAAAGACAGUGUUCCUUCCCCACCUCUCUCUACAUAGUCCUAACCCCUGCUUCCCUUUCUUUCCCACCCACACAGGAUUUUAGUUGAUCUGCCCUUUCCCCUUGCAAAGGGCUACAGCGCCGCAAUGAUUCCUCCUCUGCGUCCAGGACAGAGAUACCGGUCCAGACACUAGGGCGCUUUGGGCUAGAGUAGGUGAUGUGUGAACACAGGGUGAGGGAUAGUUUGACAAACUUCUUUAAAAGGAAAAGACUGGACAGCUACUUUGUGGUUCGCCUUUCUCCCUUCUUCUCACACACACUCUAAACACAGACCUUGCUUUCCACUCACUCUGUAUGAUGCAGAAAUUGCAUUCAGCUGCACAGACCAUACAGAGGUGUGUAUUGUCAGAAACACUGGUGAACUACUUUGAUUGCCAAAAGAACAAUCUCAGAGCUGUAUCUUCCUUUCUCUCUACCCCUGCCUCCUUGGUCAUUGCUGACAACUUUUUGGAGACAAAGCUCCCCAAACGUGGCUAGAAAGUGCUUCAGUUACGAUUAUGAAACUUUUGGUCCUGAACUGAGCUUUUAUUGGGAGAGGCGGGGCAGGGGAAUGAGAAAUAGGGAUUCAAAGAGUUGCAAAGCUGGGAUUGCCAGGACUUGGAGUUCUUGCUCUGUUUGACUUGUGCCAAGUCAAGUGGAUCCUCAAGCCACUUCUUCCCUGGAAAGGGCUGUGACAAAGUGAAAAUGACAUUUCUCCUUGAACAAAAGUACUAGUUUACAUGGUUACAGCACUUUUUUUUUUCCUGGGCCAGGCACCGACUCUGUUGAUUAAAAAAAAAAAAAUUUUUUUUAAAUUUGCUGCUCACCUCACACUGUUCUGGCUCCUGUGGUUUAGUUCAUUAAAGCCUUCAUUGAUUACUUAAGAAAUGAUUUGUUAGCAUUUGUAAAGAAGGAACCUAUUACCUUUGAGUCCCUGCAGGAAGUCUUCAAGUCAAAGCUUCUGUUAACUUGUCCCAUUUAGACAAGAGCUUCCCUGCUUUACUUCUUAAAGGCAAGGGAAGGAGGUAGGGAUUGGUAUCAGACUUCUUGGAUAUCAUAAGGCAUUCUAACCUCUAGCAGAGGGAAGGGCACCAUGUCAUUUUAAGCAACCCUUUAAGUACCCUCUCUGGAUCUUAAGUUAUUUCAUCAUUUCCAAAUUGAGUAGCAAGGGCUCCCUUUUCCUUAUGUUGUUGGCUUUAAUAAAAUUGUGAGAGAAGAUUUCCCACAAAUUUAGUAUCCCAGAAAUAUGAGGAAGGAACCUUGGAAACUGUUGAACCCAACUUGCUUAUUUUGAAAACUAGCAAACUAAAGUUAUAGAGGUGAAGAGUUAUAAACAACUGAUUCUUGUCUGGCCUUGAAUGUUAAAAACUAGGACCUGCUAUCCUGUAGUCCCCAGCUUAAUGCACCUCAUGGCAUGGAUAAAAAGUCAGAUAUUGUAUAUAUACUUCCUCUGCCAAAAAUGAAAUCAGUAAGCCAAUUAUUAGUGUAAACAUAGUAAAAUUAGAUGAAUGCCUGAUACUGAGGGAAAAAUUCUAGAUGAGGUGAUCUGAUUUUGAUUAAUCCUCAUAAGACUACUGUGCAUCAGCUAAUGCUUUUUGGUCAACUCAGGAAGACCGUUUACUAAGAUCUGUGUGUUGGAAUGGAAAGGAAUAGGGAGAGGGUAUUCCAGCUUGCACUGGUGAAGGAAUCACUUCCACUGAGGAGAUUAUGGAUGCCUGAUGUGUUAAAGUAAAUGUAAUUCUUUGUACAUUUAUAAUAUUUCCCCUACUAGACUGUGAGCCUCAACAGAGCUUAUCUAAACCUUGUAUCUCCCUUGUGCUUAGCAGAAUGCUCCUUGCUAGAAAAUGCUUAACAAAUGUUGGUUGAAUUUGAUUGCAAAUACCAUCAAAAUAAAGGAUUUUUACUGUCUGA
Monodelphis domestica (gray short-tailed opossum) is the source of this 3953-nucleotide messenger RNA. It is a transcript of the gene PRLHR, whose product is annotated as prolactin releasing hormone receptor. Gene Ontology annotation, cellular component: plasma membrane; neuron projection. NCBI's taxonomy places the organism in Eukaryota, Metazoa, Chordata, Mammalia, Didelphimorphia, Didelphidae. The record is from RefSeq and is a predicted model, not a curated record. Gene Ontology annotation, biological process: G protein-coupled receptor signaling pathway. Gene Ontology annotation, molecular function: neuropeptide Y receptor activity; neuropeptide binding.